Molecule: messenger RNA, 1341 nt
Organism: Bicyclus anynana (squinting bush brown)
Lineage: Eukaryota; Metazoa; Arthropoda; Insecta; Lepidoptera; Nymphalidae
Exons: 6
Coding region: 1-1326 (441 amino acids)
Molecular function (GO): nucleic acid binding
Source: RefSeq, a predicted model, not a curated record
AUGCCAGUCGCUACUUCAAUUACACAAUGUUAUUGUUUUGACAAAAAACAAGUCGCAUUAAAUCUAAACCAGCCGAGUAACAAGCCCCCGCCGCCCCCCGCCGCCCCGCGCCCCCGGCGGCUUACUGCAGCUAAAGAGCAGCACAAAGUUUCUCAGAAGCAAUCACCGAUACAACGUAAUCCUCGUAAGUAUCGCGCGCGCAGCGGAAGUCCAUUCUCUGCCGAGCUGCGGCGCGCACUACCCGAUGCUCAAAAUGCAAAACAGGUGUGGGAAAGAUUGGCAAAGGCAUUUGAAGAUAGUGGGUUAACUCGUAAGGUUGGCUUAUUAAAAGAACUCAUUAAUACCAACUUAGAAAAUAGUUUAUCCGUUGAAGAUUAUGUAAACAAGAUCAUGACAGCCGCGCACAAGUUGAGAAAUAUCAAUUUCCAUGUUGAUGAUGAGUGGUUGGGCACUUUGAUGCUGGCAGGGUUGUCGGAGGUGUACAGGCCCAUGAUCAUGGGCUUAGAAAGUUCUGGCAUGAAGAUUAGUGCUGAUCUAGUUAAAAAUAAACUACUUCAAGAAGUGAAACGGGCAUCUAUGCAUAUGACCAUGCACCGUGAAUGGCUCACUGAUGUCACUCCUUCAUCUGUACCAACUAUAAGAAUAGCUAACAACAAAUUAUUGAAGGUUGAAUGCUGCGGUAAUGUAUGUAUCAAGGUAAAAACAAAGGAUGGCAGCACCGAUUCAAUACAGGUCACAUAUUGGGCAGAAGCGGUUGCUACAGCUGCAUACAUUGUGAACCGCUCUCCCACCUGUACCUUAUCUGAUGCGACGCCUCAUGAAGUUUGGACUGGCAAAAAACCAAAUCUCAGUCACAUGAGAAUAUUUGGAUGUUCUGCAAUGGUGCUUAUCCCUAAACAAAACAGAACUAAGCUUGAUGUAAAGUCACAUGAUUCUGAUCAAUUCGAAAAUGUUAAUGAUGAGACAUACAUACCUGACGAGUCACUUGACUCCCCAGUGGUACCUAAUCUUAGACCAUUGCAGCAGAGAAGAAGACGGCGCAAUGAUGAUGUUAAUCAGAGUCCCUCAUCACUAAUGUGUCAAAAUGUUGAGUCAACAAUGAAUUUAUUGAAUAAUGAUCCACAAAGUCUUCAAGAAGCUCUUCACAGCGAAAAAGCUGAUGAAUGGAAGAGAGCUAUGCAUGAAGAAUAUCAGUCAUUAAUAAAGAAUAAUACGUGGACACAGGUUGACUUACCAGAAGGAAAAUCAGUAAUUCCCAGCAGAUGGGUUUUAAAACUAAGAUGGAUGGAAAUGGGUCUAUUACUCGUUAUAAAGCGAGGUUGGUGAUUAAAGGAUACAAAC